UGAGUGAUGAUGCUCUCAGGGUGUCAUCUUUUUUAGGAACAAAAAAUACACCCAUAUUCAUUGUGAAGAAACAUUUAUUAAAUGCCACAUGCAGCCUGUACCAAAACCUCUCCAGAUGAAUAGCUACCAUACAAAUUUCUUCAAAAUUAUUUAUUGGUAUAGAUUCCAGACACAUUUGGAGUCCACUUACAGUGAAUCACAACAAUUCUAGCAGUCCCAGUAGCAGCGAGGACAGAGCAGAUAUGUCUGAAUUCCCGCAAUCUUCUACUUCAAAUCUCGCCGCCGCUGCUGAAUGCCGCCGCAUAAUCGAUACUUCCGCCGCGGGAGGCGGAGCGGAGGACCUCUGCUCCUUCCCUCCGAACUCAGACACCGUCCUGGAGAAUGUCCUGAAACACGUUCUCUGCUACGUGACCGAUCGCCGCGACCGGAACGCGACCUCGCUAGUGUGCAAGUCGUGGUACCGGAUUGAGGCCAUGACCAGAUCCGAAGUCUUCAUCGGAAAUUGCUACGCCGUGUCGCCUCAGCGGGUCAGGGAACGGUUCAGCCGGGUCAAAUCUCUGAUUGUUAAGGGCAAGCCUAGGUUUGCCGAUUUCGGAUUGCUUCCGCCGGACUGGGGCGCGCGCGUGGACGCGUGGAUUACCGCCUUUUCCCAGCCUUACGGUGCGCUGGAGAAACUGUACCUGAAACGCAUGGUUAUCCUGGACGAAGAUAUGCAGGCUCUGGCGGAGGCUUUCCCGAAUCUGGAGGAGCUGGUUGUGGUCUGUUGCGAAGGAUUCGGGACCAUGGGGCUUGCCUUCGUCGCGGGGGAGUGCAGGUGAGUGGCACUUUUGAAUUUCUUGUGUGGGAUUUGAAAUUUCUUACUGCGUAUUUGACAUCCUUUUCAUUGUUUGCCGAUUGCUUUUUAAAAGGUUUGCAACUUGACAGAAUUGCCUAAAUAAGAGUAAAAACGUUUUGAAAUUCCAAAAUAGGAGUAUCAUUUUUUUAUUCCCUAAAUAGGAGUAAAUUUCUUCCAAGUUUGGAAUUAUAAGGCUUUAAACGUGGCAUUUUUUUCUAAACUUGGCAGAUUACUCCUAUUUAGGGAAUAAAAAUCAUGAUGUUCUUAUUUUGGAAUUUCAAAACGUUUUUACUCCUAUUUAGGGCAAUUUCUGUUGCAACUUUUGGCUAAUAGUCAUAUAUUUACAUUAUCUACUCUAGUUGUUUAAAUAUUUACCACAAUAAUAUCAAGCCUUAUUUUUAAAAGAUUUUGGAUCAUCUAACAUGAAUGGAUCCAUCAUAUUGGAGCUACAAAUUAUAGUUAUUUAUAUUUAUUUUGAAAAAAUACCUAAUUAUCCCUAAUGAGAAAUAUAAAUCCUUAUUAAUAUCCCUCGCAAAAAAAAUCCUUAUUAAUAUAGAUAGUACUACGUAUUUCCAAGGAGUAAUAUUGAUGUCUUAGUGAGGGUAAUGCCAUAAAAUGACAUUAUUUUUAAAUCAAUGUUCAAAUAGGGGAAAAGUUUAAACAUGUUCCCAAAGUAUAUGUGGAAGUGCACAUGUACUCUCGAACUUUACCGGUGGGCGUAGCUCAACUGAUAGCAAGGGAGUGCCACAAGGGUUAGGUCUCGGGUUCGAAUCCCAGCAACUGCGAUGACGGGUUACUAUGCUGAAAAAUGCAUAGGGCCUCUGCAAGUACCGGGGACAGAGCUCCACUCUCUAUCUGUCAGAUUGUGAUUAUAGUCCAAUUUACAUCCUCCCAUCGUGCCGUUCAGUAGGUGUUGGGGGGCCCUCAGGGAUGAGGUGUCAUCCUUUUUUUGGAAGUGCACAAGUACUCCCGAACUUUGAAAAAGUUGCAAAAAUACAUCUCAUGUUUCUAUAAAGGAACAAAUUUACAUUUAUUGACAUUAAAUAAAUAAAAUAAAUUUUAAAAAAUACCAAAAAUAAAGUAUAAAUUUAAAAUUCAAAAUUGAAAAAUAAAAAAGUUUAAUAUUGUUAGUAUAUAAAUUAAAUAUUGUUGUUAUUUUUAUAUCACAAUUUAAUAUAGUUAGUAUGAAAAUUUGUUUCAAAACUUUAUUACUCGUAUAUAUUUAUGACUAUUUCGGAAAAGUGUUAGAAUAUGUGUUGCAAAAAAAAUUAAUUUUUUGUAUUCUUUGCAGUAUGAAAUUACAUAUUUUGUAUGAUGAUAAAUAGUUCAAUAUUACAAAAUAGUGAUUUUAAUUUUUGUUAUGCAUAAACAAAAUCAAAGAAUCUUAUUUCAAAAAACGGAAAAAUGUGUUCGAAAUUUCACAACAAGACUGAAAUUAAUAUUAUGAAUUUGAAGUGCCUCAUUUACACGGGAAAAAUAAUAAUUUAAAAUUAAAGAGUUAAUAUUUUUAACAUAAAAUUUGAUCUUUAUUUUUAACUCUUUAAUUUUUAUUUUUAAAUUUCGUAUUUUAAAUGUAUAGUAUCUUUUCUUUUUUUAUUUUUUCUUUAUUUUAAAGUCAAUAAGGGUAAAUUUGCUCUUUUAUAGGAAGUUAGGAACAUACGUGGUAUUUUUGCACAUUUUAAAAGUUCAGAAGUAUAUGCUCACCUCUACAUAUACUUUAGCGGUAUAUUUGCACCCCUUCAAAUCAAUAAUAUUUACUAGAAAACAAAAUUGUAAUUAUUUUUGGAUUAAAAUUAAUCAAAACAAACCAAUCAAUAUCAGAAUUAAAUAAAAGAGAUUGGUCAAAAUAAAAUAAAAAAUAAACUGAAGAUAACAGAAACAGAGAUGGUGGAAGAAGUAGAAAAACAAAAACAGGAGAGGAUUAACACUUACCAUGACACCGCGGCAAUCAGUAACGAUGCCUUGGAAAGUGUUACCAUGUUUUAAAUCUUUUACUUUUUUGAGGGGUAAUAUCUACUUUAUUGGUGUGUUGAAAUGUAGUGACAAAUUAAUUUAGAAUUUUGCUUCGUUUACACGCCGGCUAACACACCUGAGUGUAAUUGUCGGUGCACGGACAAUUACACGGGGUUUAGUAAAGGGAAGUGUCUGUGACUCCAAGAAAUGAAUUGUCUGUGCAAAGUCAACUCGGGAUCACAACACUUACCCUUACUAAAUACAAGUGUAAUCCGGCGUUAAUCGGACGUGUACAAGUAGCAUUUCUGUUAACUUUAACCAACUUUGAGGUAUGAUAAUAAUCUCAAUUGUGAGAUUCUGUGGUUUGCUUGUGCUCGCACUUUCUAGGUAUAAUUUUGAUGCUUAUUAUUUUAGGAAAUUGAGGGUGCUCGAACUGAUGGAGUGUGAUAUCGAUGAUGAAGAAAUGGAUUGGAUUUCAUGUUUCCCAGGAGAUGAAACAUGCCUCGAGUCUUUGGCCUUUGAUUGUGUGAUAAAUGAUGUGAAUUAUAAUGUGUUGGAAAGGUUGGUGAUGAGGUCUCCUUAUUUGAAGAAACUUAAGUUGAACCAGGUUGCUUCUAUUGAACAGCUUUACAAGCUGAUGGUUAGGGCCCCACAGCUUACCCAUCUGGGGACUGGAUCAUUUAGGCCCUCAGAAGAAGGUGAUGGUGAACAAGAAGAAGAACUUAACUAUGCUUCUGCUUUUGCUGCCUGCAAAUCAUUAGUGUCUCUGUCUGGGUUCAGGGAAAUACAUCCUGAUUACCUUCCUUCCAUAUACCCCAUUUGUGCCAACCUUACUACUCUUAAUUUCAGUUUUGCCGACAUCAAUGCUGAGCAACUCAAAGCAGUCAUUUGCCACUGCCACAAGCUGCAGGUUUUAUGGGUGCUUGAUUCAGUAUGUGAUGAAGGCCUCAAGGCAGUAGCUGAAACAUGUAAGGAUCUAAGAGAGCUUCAGGUUUUCCCUCGUAAUGCUGAUGAAGACGCGGAUGGCCCCGUUUCUGAAAUCGGUUUGGUUGCAGUCUCAGAGGGUUGCAAGAAACUUAAUUACAUAUUAUAUUUUUGCCAGAGAAUGACCAAUGCGGCUCUCCUGACCUUUUCACAGAACUUACCAGAUAUUGUGGUGUUCCGUCUCUGCAUAAUGGGCCGGCACAGACCCGACCCGGUAACAGGAGAGCCAAUGGAUGAAGGGUUUGGAGCUAUUGUCAAGCACUGUAAGAAUCUCACCCGCCUCUCUAUAUCCGGUCUGCUGACCGACCAAGUUUUUAGUUACAUUGGUGAAUAUGGUAAAUUGGUGCGGACGCUGUCAAUCGCGUUCGCUGGGGAUAGUGACUUGGGGCUGAAAUACGUGUUGGAGGGCUGCCCGAAGUUGCAAAAGCUCGAGGUAAGGGAUUGCCCAUUUGGGGACUUGGCUGCCCGUGCUGGUUUGCAUCACUAUUACAACAUGAGGUUCAUUUGGUUGUCUUCUUGCCGAGUGUCACGUGAAUGCUGUGAGGAGAUUGCACGGGAGUUGCCGCACUUGAUGGUCGAAGUGAUUGACUGGAACGAGUUGGGGAGUAAUGAGAAUGAUUAUGAUGUUUUGUACAUGUACCGGUCUGUUAAUAAUGAACCAAGAACCGAUGCCUCAAGGUUUGUUCAAAUCUAUUGAUGUUAGGAAAGAUGCACAGGAGGGUGCCAUUGCGGUAUAGUGUUUUUUCCCUGGAAGUUCUUGGACCAGGGUUAAUAUUGGUGAACUAUUUGUGGUCUCUUUCUUCAUUGAGGAUGUUCAUUUUGUCUUAAAGAUAAAAAGAAGCCAUGGACAUUGCAAGGUGUAAGAUGGGGUCCUACAGAAAUGCAGAUUGAGAAAGAUGAUGAUGAUUUGGGUGGACUUGCCAUCCGUUGCAUAAUUCCCAUUUCAUUAGACUGAGCUUUUACUUGUUUCUAUGUUUGUCAGUUUACACUUUUAGACCUGCUUAUUUUCUUUGGCUGUUUUUUCGUUUGCACCUGGCUGCUGAAUUUCUAUAUGGUUCUUUUAUUGGAUGUUUCGUUUCACUAAUGAUAUCCAUGUAAGCAUGGUUGAUCAAUGGCUCUGGUUUCCUGCUUUCCUAAUUUAGUUCUCCUAUCUGUGGAAUUGGCAUAAGAUCCUUGGAAUGAUGGACCAUGAUGGCGAUGCUAAUGAUUCAUUUUAGCUGUGAUUGUAUGUGGUAAUUAUUAAUUAAUGUAUUGGAUAAGUCGGCAAACCCCACUUGAAGUCAAUAGAUUUGGCUAAAUGCCCUUUUGAGCCUUGGCUUUUGAUUAAAUCUAUUGAGCAACAGUUGGAGCAGUGUUGGACUUCGUUGAAUUGGAUGGGAAUUGACUGGGUAACACACUCGGAGAGAACUGUAAUUGGAAGGAUAAGACCGGAUCGGAAGUAGCGCAUUCUGCAUAUGAUGCUGGAGUCGUCUGGACUACACCGUUUUGGACUUUUGGGUUGGCCUUUGUUGCUUGACCGUAAUCAGAUUGUGCCUAUCCCAAAUAGGGAGAAAUUUCAGGUUUGGGAUCAUUUUUGAACUGAUGAUCUUUGAAUGAAUAGAAUCAUUUAUAGUACUUUGGUUGUGUCAUAUGUGAAGGGAGAGGGACUUGAAUUGUCUAUUGACAUUAUUGCUGGCAGAAUACUAAAAUCAUAACCUCUAUUAGAUUCAACUAUGGAAACGGAAUGAGUGUUGAGCUUGACUUUCCAUCCUUUGCUAAGCCAUAUGUAGGUCAAAUAGAGCAAUCCAUCAAUUAUUCAGCAUAGGGGUGGGAUCGGGAUCGAUUGCCAAAAUCCCGAUUCUAUCCCGAUUCCGAUUCAAACUAUAAGAGGAUCCUGUGUCCUGUCCCGAUUAAGUCGGGAUCCAGACAUUAAAAUCCCGAUUAAGUCGGCUUCACGAUCGGAAAUCCCGCUUAAUCCCGCUCAAUCCCGAUAAUGAAGUAUCAAACAUAAAAUAGUGUAAUUUCUUUAGGUAAACACUAGCUUUGAUAUUUAGUGGUUUCAACAUUAUUCUUUGGUCAUUAGUAUACCAUAUUUAUCAUCAUCUACUUAUAAACUAUAUUCUAAUAAUUAUCAUCUCAAAUUCAC
Molecule: messenger RNA, 5897 nt
Organism: Cuscuta epithymum
Lineage: Eukaryota; Viridiplantae; Streptophyta; Magnoliopsida; Solanales; Convolvulaceae
Source: the annotation of a GenBank genome assembly